AUGGCCAUGCUGCGGUGGCGAAAUCCGUGCUUGCGGCUUUGGCGGCCUCACCCACUGCCGACGUUCCGCACGUUGGCCCGUGCAUCGUCGGCCUCCAAUCACGGACAGGGGCAGCAGAAGUGCCAACAUCCACAAACGUCGGUCGACGACUGGGUCGAAGUUGCGGACCCGCAAGGUUCCGGAAAGAAGUACUGGUGGAACCGCGCGACGAACCAGACGACUCCGCUUGGCUCGGCCCGCCCGGGAACCGUUCUGGCGAAGUUGCAGGCGUUCAAGGACGAGGUUGCUCGGGACAUUCAUAGAAAGCAGCGCACCAGGAUCAUCGUCGGCGACGGAGGAUACUAUGGCUUCGGGGGCGGCGGCGGCGACAGCGGCGGAGGAAGCGGGGCCUAG
Messenger RNA from Symbiodinium natans, 393 nucleotides. Lineage: Eukaryota; Dinophyceae; Suessiales; Symbiodiniaceae. The record is from the annotation of a GenBank genome assembly.